CAAAGCGGAAAAAGCAACCAAAAGAAAGAAGUAGCGUAGCGAGUGACCGUUCCUCUUCCCCCGAUCGCCUCCGAUUCCAAUCCGUCUUCCGCCUUCUCCGAUCAACCGAAGCGCCGUCCAACCCUCGAUCCGCUUCUCGAUUCUCUCAGAUCCGCUCCUGGAUCCGCCGGGAUGGCCGAUUCCGAAGUCCAGGACAAGCGGCUCAGUCUCAUCGACGUCUCGUUCGAGGACGAUUGCCUCCUCGAUUCCUCUCGCGACCCCCAACCUUCAGGAAAUCAGGUGGUUCAUCAAAGCUUGGAGCUUGAGGAGGCUGUGACUUUCGAGGGAGUCGAUAACAUUCUAGAGUCCUUUGCAGCUGUGGACCAACCAGGAGUCCAUCAACUGGUUCAAUCUUGUGAACCGGAAGGAACGGGAAAAAAUGGCAAGUAUAACCUGCGCAAUAGUUUGGCCUGGGAUAGUGCUUUUUUCACCAGUGCAGGAUUUUUAGAACCUGAAGAGAUAACUAGCUUGAUAGAAGGAGUGGAGAAGAAAGAAAAGCAUGUGCUACCCUGUAUUCAAGAGGAGAUACACAGAUCAUCAGAUUCAAUGUCUACCUUAGAAGGUGAUUGUUUGUCAUUAGCAAGUCUUGAGGCCGACUUAUUUGAAGACAUAAGAGCUUCAAUUCAGAAAUCAAGCAAAGUAUCCAAGAAGGAAAGUUCAGUUAGCAAAACAGGAGCACUGCUGUCUGAUAAAACGACUUCUCAGUUUCCAGCUUCAAAGAAGGCAGAUGUUGGUUCUUAUAGUCAGUCGAGACCCAAGCCUGCUCCUAAGAAACCAAGUUUAGCCCUGGGGAAAACAGCAAAGCAGCUUCCUGUUCGUCCACAGGUCUUACAGGGGAAACAUUCUGCUGCAAUUGGAGGUUCAGCUUCAUUUCCUUCCAAGCCACUUAGACUGGGUACUGUUAAUUCGUUAUCAACAUCCACAAAGAGGGAUUCCGUGGGUGCUAAAUGUCUGAGAGCGGAAAAGAGUGCGGCAGAACAUACUGGUAAGUGGAUUGACACCUGUUCGUUAGGUAGAGGGCCUUCAGCAUCUAGAUUACGUGCCAUGAGUGGUCCUCGGCAUAUUAUUCCUAGGCUUUCAUCCUCUUCUAGAUCUUCUUUAGGUUCAACGACCACAAAGAAGGAGCCAGAGUCUUCUUGUUCGUCGAUGGAUAGUUCAGGCAGUUUCUCAUCCAACAAGAUAGGAAAAUCAGUGGCGAAGUCUAACAGGAAAAGCAUCGAGGCUCGAACCGCUAAUUUACCUUCCACUGGUUCAAGUAAGAAAACCCCAUCAAAAGGCCCCGACUCUGGAGCAUCUCAUCUCUCAGCUUAUGUGAUGUCUGCAUCGAAGCUUUCCUCUAGCUUAUCACCUGCCAGUUCCAUCAGUGAAUGGUCAGUGGAAUCUUCUUCUUCCACUUCCACAGUCAAUCAAAGGUCAAACAGCUCUAGCACUAGCUUGGAACCCAGCUCACGCAGAUUGGGCACUGCAGAUGGAGAUCCACCUGAAGUUUUUGAUCUUCAGAAAAGUUCACAUGACAAGUACUUUCUUAGACAUGAAACUCAAGGUUCUAUGGUCCCUGCUCAAAAGAAUGCCUCAGCAGGAGGAGCCCUUCUACCAAGCUCCAUGAAACCCUCUGGUCUCCGAAUGCCAUCCCCCAAAAUUGGCUUCUUUGAUGGGACGAAAUCAGGUCGUACCCCUAAUGGAAAUAAGCAGUCUCAUCCUGUUGGUUCUGGUGUCCUCAAAAAGACUACAGUGGAUAGUGUUAACUUGAGUGGGGCACUGAAGAGGGGAAUGCUUGGAAAGAUCCAAUCUGAAACAACUACCAUGCCAAUCAGGAGGACAAAGGCUGAUGGUAAGGAAUUUGCCACUGAUGUGACACCUAAAUCGCUUAAGGAAUCUCCUGCAAUGGGGGUCCGUAGGGUUUCUAGGAACCUCAAACAUUCUUCCGGCCUAUCUCCAAAAGUUCAGAGCAACGUAUCUCCUAAAUGUGGGGAGAAAAGUCCAGUGAAGGCAGAGGAUGAAGCUAAAGAAUGUGAUGCAUCUGUACAGCAUACGGAUUCCGGUAUAAUGGGGCAAUAUGCCAAUGGAAGUCAAGAAAUCAAGUCUGUUUCCAAUGGGGAGACUUUGAAAACCCCUUCUACUGGUGAAGGACUGAAAUUUUUUAGUGAUGAAGUCUUGACCAACAUAGGAAGCAAAGCAUAUUCUGAAGAUCAAGAUGAUUUGUUCGGACAAGUGAAGGAGUUGGCAAUGGAGAAACUUGUGAUUUUUUCUCCCUCACCUUCUAACCAUGUUUCUGAGAACCCGUGUUCUGUCAGCGGCCAAGUUGAGGUUCUCAAUUCAGACCUUUUUCCGUCUAACUCGAGCACAACCGACAUCAUCGCCAAUACAAGAAUACCGUUCUCCGUGGUAGAUUCUUUACAUAACAGGGACAGUUCCAAUGAUGUCUCGGCUGGACUGCAGAUAGUGGAGGUCGAAAAGAGGGCGGCCACCCUGUCUUCGCCUGGUGAUAUUUCGAAAGAGAACAGUUAAGUUGUCGAACGGACGUGAAGGUUUUCUGGAGGCACUCAUGUGUGGUUCUUUCUCUACACCUGCUGAUAUAUUCAAUUGGCGAACGCAAAAGAUGCAAAUUUCUUUUGCCCGAUGCUGAUGAGUUCUUCCAUAUUCUGCAAGCUUGGAGAGAGAAACUACAGUGAUUGGAGAAUAUUUCAAUUUGUCUUUGAUUAUAUGGCGUCGAUUGUCUAAAGGCUUCCUGAUAUGGGAUCAAUUAUGGGCGGCUCUUUCCUAUGGUUUCUUUCCGGCUUCUUGAUACAUUCACUGACCAGAAUCAAUACUAUAUGUGUAUGGAUGUAGUACGCUAG
Molecule: messenger RNA, 2876 nt
Organism: Rhodamnia argentea
Lineage: Eukaryota; Viridiplantae; Streptophyta; Magnoliopsida; Myrtales; Myrtaceae
Product: serine-rich adhesin for platelets-like
Exons: 8
Coding region: 172-2547 (791 amino acids)
Molecular function (GO): microtubule binding
Source: RefSeq, a predicted model, not a curated record